Messenger RNA from Mesoplodon densirostris (Blainville's beaked whale), 2878 nucleotides. It is a transcript of the gene VCF1, whose product is annotated as VCP nuclear cofactor family member 1. Lineage: Eukaryota; Metazoa; Chordata; Mammalia; Artiodactyla; Ziphiidae. The transcript is spliced from 4 exons. The coding region runs from base 39 to 686 and encodes 215 amino acids. The record is from RefSeq and is a predicted model, not a curated record.
GCGCAGCCGCGGGUGGGCGGUACCACGGCGGCUGCGACAUGGGGGGGCGCGGAGCAGACGCCGGAAGUAGAGGUGGUACGGGUCCCACAGAGGGGUACUCACCGCCGGCCGCUUCCACCGGAGCCGCGGUGAGAGCCAAGGCCCCAGGGUGUGGGCGUGGCGGCCGCCGGAACACAACACCCUCUGUUUUCUCUCUUCACGGAGCGGCGCCGCGUCGCUCGCCUCCAUCAGCUAACAUGAGCGAGCGCCUCCGCCCCAGGAAAAGGAGAAGGAAUGGCAGUGAAGAAGACCACCAUCUCCCCCCACAGACCAAAAGGAGUAGUAGAAACCCUGUCUUUCACGAUUCCUGGGACACAGAGAACUCACCUUUUUCUCCUAAAUGUGAUAACGUUGGCAAGUACUGGGAAAUAAGACACGAGGUGUUUGAAUUAUCUCAAACUGUGCCACAAUCUUCAAGCAGCGACAGUGGCGGGAGCAGCGGCAGCGGCAGCAGCAUCAACAGCCCGGACCGCGCCAGCGGGCCGGAGAGCGGCUCAGGCCACCCCACCGCCCGGUCCAGCCCCCACGGCCCGCAGCCCGCGCCCGUGCCGUCCGCGCUGUGCCAAAGCCCGUACUUCCACAUCAACCAGACCCUGAAGGAGGCCCACUUUCACAGCCUGCAGCACCGAGGACGGCCUCCCACAUGAUGUGCCGGCACUUUCUUGCCUUCUGUGAAGGGACCGCGCUGCGCAGAUUUGAUAUUUCAACUUAACGAUGUUUUAAAAAAAAUUGCACAAAAAGAUGCCUGUUGGCUUUUCAGUCUAUAUUUGAAAUAACAGGUUAACAGGCCGUUGUUUACUUGUGGUUUUGCUGCACUAUUGCGAUUUCAAAGGGGCUUUGAAGCAGUUUUUUAUAGGAUUCUUUUGAGGGUGGGUAUCAAAUCCAGGGCAAGUCAACAGUAGGAGGAAAUCUCAUCUGCGUGUUGCACCCAUAGUUUGUCCAAGUCAGACUGAUUUCCAGAUCUGUCACUUAGAAAUUCUACUUUCUGUAAAAAGGCCUUUUCAUUUUACGGGAUCUUCAAUUUUUUAAAUUCAAUAAACUAGUAAAGAGUAUCUACUUUCCAUGAAAAAACCUAAGUUUUUUUCCAAAACAUAGGAAGUUUGAUUCAGUCUUGCACUGAAAUUAAUUGCCAUACUACCUCUUAGUAUGUAGAUGUCCUGUUGAAAGUACUCUGUCCUCUGUGACAGGAGAACCACCGGAUUGCAGUCGGACUGUAUGAUAAAGUCAGCACCCGCCCUGGUAACCGUCCUCUCUGUUAUAUAUUUGUAUUUCCAGAGAGAAGGUCUCUCUCAGACCCUUGGAUCCCCAGAUAAACUUGUUACCGUUAUUCCUCCAGAGCCUACAUCUCAGACUUAGGAAACACUGCUCAGUUCGGACAGUCAAGGAAUAACGUAAAUGACUUUGUCUUAUUCACAGACUUGUCCAGCAGCAGCUUGUGUGUGCUCUCUGAUAAUUCCGCCUUGUAGUGUCGAGAAUUAAGGCGCUGGUGAAGGCUGACACAGUGUAAGCUCUCUGAACUGGUGUCUGAAGUCACACGUGUUGUGAAACUAUUGGACAAGGAUUCACUUUAUGCUUAACCCCCAACGGGAACCAGGGGGCCCCAUUCCACCACGGCAACUGGAAAGACUGGUGUGGCUUAGAAACAAAUGAGCAGAGGCACUUCUAGAAGAAAUAAUGCAGGAGUAUUUAUUUAGAGAGAUGGAUUGUCCCAUGUCACUUGGUCAUACUAGAGAGCCACCCAAGUUUGAACAGUGAGGGCGCAGACGAGUCUUCCUCCUCGGUGACAAGCUGUCUGAACAAGGAGCCAGCGUGCGUCGGGUCAUCUGCUCGGGAGAGUGCCGGGGGGACAGCAGCCUGCCGCUGUACGUAGAGGAAAGUGCCUUAGCGUCUACUGGACCCCCGGCCUGCUCGCCCUGCACUCCGCUUGGGGUCCACACGGCACACACAGCAGAUCUGAGAAGCACGGACAGCUCUAGAAGGGGACUCUGCUCUUAGUCCAGGUUGGGAAAGGACACGGGCAGAAGGAGAUUGUAGUACGUGACGGAAGUAAAAUCUGAAGCUGAGGUCUGUAGGAAGAGGUAACGUGUACCUUCUCUCCAUGGUUGGUUCCUCUCGUGCAGGUAGAGCUGAAAGGUCAAUUACUUGAAGCAGAAGCGGAGAGUUGUGAGGGAAAGGUACAGCACAGGCCUGGGCUUACAGAGUGGGAGGCUUGUGCAAAAACUUUUUUUUUUUUUUUUUUUUACUACCAUCUCCCAAGUUUUAAAACCAGAUGUUUGACGGAGGAUUUUGGAUCUUACUGGGUUUGAUGGCAGGGAAUAUGGAAAGGAUACCUGGCGAAUAUUUUGUCUAAUCAGAAAGCAAACAAGGAUUAAAUGCUGGAAGGAGGCAAGCUGUUGGAGCUCUCAGACACAUGCGUACACAACACACUUCAGAAAUACCCAGGAGGACUCCCGCAGGCUUAACGGGUGGCAGCCUACUGAAACAAAACGUGUGUUAACAAGAACAUGUAAACUUGAGAAAGCACAUUUCCUUGUAUUUCCCACCCGACUAAAAGAAAAGAGAGGUGAAACCAUCACUGGAACAAAGCAAUUGUUUUUCCAAAUAAGUACAGUCAUAGUGCAGGGUUAGCAGUUAACUCUCUUACCCUGUUAAACACAAGAAGUAUUCUCCAUCCCGUCCUGCGUAUUUGCUACAGCCUUGGCAGCCUGAGAUACAUUUCUAUUAUGAGGCUACUUGAUAGUGUCAGUGGGCAUCUCUUAAAACCUCCUAUUAGCUCAAGCUAGUAACACCGUGUACUUCUAUAUUGCGCCGCCAUUAAAAGCAGCACUAGUGCAUCCUG